Fraxinus pennsylvanica is the source of this 750-nucleotide messenger RNA. The record is from the annotation of a GenBank genome assembly. NCBI's taxonomy places the organism in Eukaryota, Viridiplantae, Streptophyta, Magnoliopsida, Lamiales, Oleaceae.
AUGGCUGCCAAUUUCUGGACUUCUUCUCACUACAAACAGCUUCUGGAUCCAGAAGAGGUGGAUGUGGUGCAUCCACUAGACAAGGAGAGGGGCAUCACUCUUGAAGAUUUCAAGCUCAUCAAGCUACAUAUGUCCAAUUAUAUAGCAAGAUUGGCUCAACAUGUAAAAGUGAGGCAAAGGGUUGUUGCUACUGCCAUUACCUACAUGAGACGUGUUUAUGUCAGAAGAAGUAUGACUGAAUAUGAUCCUCGUCUGGUUGCUCCGUCUUGCUUGUACCUGGCUUCAAAAGCAGAAGAAAGCACAGUGCAGGCCCGGCUUCUUGUAUUUUACAUCAAAAAACUAUAUUCCGAUGAGAAGUAUAGGUUUGAAAUAAAGGAGAUACUCGAAAUGGAAAUGAAAAUUUUGGAAGCCCUCAACUAUUAUUUAGUUGUUUUCCAUCCUUACCGUGCACUGUCCGAGUUGCUUCAGGAUGCUGGGAUGAAUGACGCAACACAAUUAACUUGGGGACUUGUCAAUGACACGUACAAGAUGGAUUUGAUUCUUAUGCAUCCUCCUCACUUGAUUACAUUGGCUUGCAUAUACAUUGCUAGCGUGCUAAAAGAUAAAGAAAAUACAGCCUGGUUUGAAGAGCUUCGAGUGGAUAUGAAUGUGGUAAAAAAUAUUGCAAUGGAGAUAUUGGAUUUCUACGACAACCACAAACAGAUUACAGAAGACAGAGUUAAUGCAGCCACGAGCAAGCUAGCAAAAUAA